Triticum aestivum (bread wheat) is the source of this 3735-nucleotide messenger RNA. Its product is annotated as F-box/LRR-repeat protein At5g02910. The record is from RefSeq and is a predicted model, not a curated record. The transcript is spliced from 5 exons. NCBI's taxonomy places the organism in Eukaryota, Viridiplantae, Streptophyta, Magnoliopsida, Poales, Poaceae. Gene Ontology annotation, molecular function: protein binding. Bases 2274 to 3596 code for a protein of 440 amino acids.
GGCGUCCGUUCGUCCUAGUGGAGGUGGGACGUGGAUCAGAAUCGCACGUCCUCAUCUGAUUCGUGGCCCUGGUGGGGACAGGCAGGAUCCAGAGUGUUCUUUGGCUACAAGCGGCGGUCAUAUGUGGGAACAGGGGUCUCCGGCGGAGAGAAAAGGAGCAGCGGCGGUGAUCCAGCAUGGAGUUUCUGAUGCAGCCAUUCAGCAGUGUCCUUGAAGAAGUAGGAGAGAGCUUGGUGCCGGCCCCUGUGCUGAGGGCGCCGACGGGAGGCGGUAUGCUGGUGGAGCAGGAUAUGGCGGUCAGAACCACUGUCCUUGAGGAACUAGGAGAUUGGUUGAUGCCGGACGCUGUGCUGCCUUGUUCGAGGGGAGAUGGUACGGUGGAAGAGCAGCAAGUGGCAGAGCAGCCAUGAGCGGUGGACAGCGCGGGUGCUCAGGUUUUUGCUGCCACUGAUGCCCUGGUGGGGAGGAGGGAUAGUUCGCCUCCGACGUCAGAGCUGUCAACUGCGAAGAUGAAUCUCCUGGUUGGAACUAGAGGCUGAGAAUUGGGGCUGCCGCACCGAGCAGAACACCCUGCCCAAAUUAUGUCAGCGCGUUUGAGAAGGCUAGGAGUUAUGCCGACAAACCGGCUGAGAAUUUGAUCACACCAGUGAUUGGCACUACUUUUGACUCUUUGGGUGAGGCUUAUGACUUCUAUAAUUUGUAUUCAUGGGAGAAAGGCUUCGUCAUCCGAUAUGGGAAGGGCCGGCUGAAUCUCGAGAGGACACCCGGGUCUAUCUCGCGCACUACUGAAGGUACUGCGAUGGCUGUACCUUGAGAGGCACAUUGGUGAGUACGAGCGGGCUUAUCUUAAGAAGCAGAUUGCAUACGAGGUGAUCUCAGUGAAGGGGAACAAGGGUGAGCACCCAAGCUUCAUGAUCGAGGAAGUGCUGUUCCGAUGAAGACCGGAGUGGCUGUCUCAUUGUCUGCUUAGUUAUAUUAUGCAUUUACCAUGAGUUUGCAAAAAACUAGUUAUAUUAUGCAUUUACCAUCAGUGGUUGUCUCAUUAUCUGUUUGCAAAUAGUUAUCUAAAAUGGAUCCUGAAGGUCGAAUACAAAUUAUAUUAUGCAUUUACCAUGAGUGGUUGUCUCAUUAUCUGUUUGCAAAUAGUAAGCUAAAAUGGAUCUUGAAGGUCCCGUACAAAUGCUGCUGCUUUGAAAGACUGAAUCUAUGAAUCUAUGAAACUAGAGACAGCAUAGAUUUGGGAGACUGAAUAUUUUGAUUUAUGAAUCUAUGAAGGUAUGCAUCUACACCCAGCCUUGAAUUGAAAAAAACAAUCUAAAAAUGUAUGCAUCUGUCAUGACACCGAAACUAUGAGGCUAUGAAUCUCGAGGCAGUAUUUUUUUAAAAACUAGGAAUAUAUCCAUCUAAACAUGUACAUUAUUCUACAUACAUUAAAAAUACCGCCUCAUGUUUAGGAGUAUGCAUUAGUCUGAAUCUUUGAAUCUAUCCCUUUUUAGGAGUAUGCAUUAGUCUGAAUCUUCUAGGAGUGUGCAUUAGUCUGAAUCUUUGAAUCUAUCCAUCUAAAAAUGUAUGCAUCAGUCUGAAUCUAAAGAUUGCAGCUAUGAUUUUCCAUGGCUGAAAGCAGCAGGGGCAUGGAGAUUAAAAUAGAUGUACAGGGUACGAACCCGGAAGGCCGGCGCCUCCUGGUGUGGCAAGGCAAGAAGAGUCAGCACCGAAUAGCCGUGCAAAAUAAAUGGUUGGGGUUGGACGCCCGCCGUCUGGUGGUUAACGUCUGAGCCGUGGCUCACAACGUGAUGGCCCAUCUGAUCCGCCGCUGCGAGGAGGACGGACGUCGCAUUAAAUAGCCGUAGCAGAGUGGACCAGGGUCUGGAAAAAAGGCGUUCAUACAUCUCCAAAUACAUGGUAAAAUAAUUGGGGUAGUGCUUAUCUUUGCGCCAGCUGACGGCUGAGAUAUAGAGUCCAUCUGAGCUCGAGCUCAGAAUAGACUUUCCCAUAGGUUGGUUGCUAUUUGGCGACUUAGGCGCGAAAUAAGACUGGCCGCUCAGUGCCCUGGCUGGUUCGGACGGAUCGGUUACGUAGUCGGCUGGGGUCUGGGGAGCUGCGAACCUGCAAUCUGAAACGGAUUUGAACCUGCAAAUAUGACUGCCCCAAUCGUGUCACGCGCAUAUAUAUUUCACCGCGCGCUGACAUCGUCUACCCCAAUCCUUCAGCUCCUCGAAACGGGCUCCCCUGACUAAUCAUCAUCAUCGUCGUCUGUGCAGCAGGGCAAAGGGAUGGAGGAACGAGCCAAGUAUGACGACGACAGGCUGAGCGCGCUCCCCGACGACGUCCUGCUCGCCGUCCUCCAGCUCCUCGACGCGGGCACCGCCGUCAGGGCCGGCGCUCUCGCGAGGCGAUGGAGGCACCUCCGCUGUCUGCUUACCGAUCUCACCAUCGACGUCGCCGACCUGGUACCACGUUCUCCGGACCCCUCCUCUCCUUGUCAGACGGUACACGAUAUGAUGACGGCCUACACCGCCGCCACGGCGUGGUUCCUCACCCCGAACAAGCAACGGAGCAUCAAGAGCUUGCGCCUCACCUUCUACCUCGUGGACUCUUACCUGCGCUCCAUCGGAGACGCCGUCGCCAAGAGCGGCGGGAGCGCGGCCGGGCCCCUGGAGUUCACCAUACUGGCGGACGUCGACGUCCUCACCGUCAACGACGCGGAGCGCGCCAUGCUUGCACGGCGCUUCAUGUCGUUCCUCGCCGCUUGCCCCGUCGCCUUCAGUGGGCUCACCAGACUCUCCCUGCAGAACCUCUGCUUCGGCGACUCCGAUAUCUCGGAUCUCCUCGGCACCUGCAGUCGACUAGAGCUGCUCUCCUUGAGCCAGUGUGGCUCUAGCUCCGAAGACAUGCUACUACGCAUAGACGCUCCGACAUCUUCGUUCCGGACCUUGGAAAUCCGCGAGCCUUUCUUCCAUGGAGUCGAGCUGACCAAUGUGCCGAAACUGGAGCGGCUUUUCUGCGACGAAGACGUCGUUAGCUUUCACGGGAGCUGCCCAGCAGUGCGGUUUGGACAUGUUCCUUGCCUUGAUGACGUAUACCUCUCAACGAUACAUCUGCGUUACUACUAUGAAAAUCCAAGAGAGCUCUUCCCCGCCUUCAGUAACCUCAGAGCUAUUUAUCUCAACAACUUGGGAACUCACAGACUGGUGGGGACUCUUUUCAUCCUACAAGCCGCACCUUUGCUGAACAAACUCUCUAUUAAGCUAUACCAGCCUUUUUUUAUUCCCCCGGAUCGCUAUGACUACAAUACCAACACGGAGGGGGAAACACCAAAAUUUGAGCAUCGCAACUUGAGCUUCCUGGAGUUGAAAGGCUAUGCUGGGCUUAGAGAAGACAUCAAGGUGGUGCGAUACAUCUGGCUCGUCACGGAGCGUGCCGCGUGCCUGAAGAAAAUCCACUUACUUGAACAAUGUCCGCUUCGAAAUUGCUAUGGUGCUAGAUGUGCAUGUCAUGUCGAUGAGCCACAUACGACUCUAUUAAGCGAGGCACUCUCUAGUAGAGCAGCUUCGUCUCCAGAGAUAACCGUAGAAUUAAUCAAUGUCCCAUGUUGAAUUAGUUCGUGAAACUGUGACAUUAGCCCCUAGCUUGUGCAGCUUCUUUGUUCAUGGUUGAUUCUGGUUGUAAUCCAUAAAUUGUUUCUAAGCAAACGGUUUUGAGUUGGGAUGUAGUUCAUCGUGAAACGAAAUUUCU